Hyaloperonospora brassicae is the source of this 1257-nucleotide messenger RNA. NCBI's taxonomy places the organism in Eukaryota, Oomycota, Peronosporomycetes, Peronosporales, Peronosporaceae. The record is from the annotation of a GenBank genome assembly.
AUGAGCGCGUGCGGCGUCUUGUGCCGCUACUUUUUCCAGCAAACGUUGUGCGAGGAGACGGACGCGCGUCUCGAGGAGUUUGCGUCGUCGCUGAUGCUGUCGUCGUACCCGACGCUUGCUGAGCUGCGUCGCAAGUUUCCGUUCGAAGGCUCGUACCACUUUCGUCUGCAGGUUUCGCCGGCGCAAGCGUCUUCGCGUCUGUACUGUUGGCGAGAUCUGAUCGAUGAGACUGCAGUGCUGCCUGUCGCUAACAAUGGAGAGAUCCGCGUGAAGGUUUUGCAGCUGCAGGUGGUGGUAGAUGAUCGGGAGGAGGGAGAGGGAAGGACGAACAAAUGGGAGAGAAAGCAAGAUCGUGAGAAGCAUACGGAUAAGCUGACGACGGUAAACGAGGAGCUCGUGGACGUGUUGGAAGACCGACAGUUUCGCGCCUUCUUCGAUUGGCAGAACAGCGCUCUGAGCGAAAAAGCGAGCGACUAUCGUCUGCCACCAUCGCAGACGCAAGAAGUGGGCAGCGUCCUGAUCGGUGCGAAGAAAGCGCUGGCGUCCAAGAUCAAGAGCUCAGUUGUGGCCCAAGCGUUGCAGAAGCACUCGGUGCAGAUGUGGGAGAAGGUAACAGCUGCAACUUCUGGUGGAGGUGCUGGAGAUGGCACUGCGCCACCCACAGCUUCGGUGUUAGUGCAUCUGGCCAAGCUCAUCGGUGCCAUGAAGACGCCGCUGCACCCUGAAAACCGCGAGCAUCUCGACAUGCUGCAGCGUUUGUGGGCGUCCUGCUUUGAUACACAGCCGUUCGCAUUAACGAGCCCCGAAUGGAACAGAAUUGGAUUCCGACAUGGCGAUCCUGUGCGAGAGAUACAGUUUGUGCUGCCGAUGCAGUGUCUGCUUUAUUUCCACGAAGCGCAUCGUGCAGUGGCGUUGCCGAUUCUGGCUGACCAGAACGGACCAGAGGCCUAUCCUUACGCGCUGAUGGGAUCUCAGAUCGCGUACAUGCUGGCCGAUCUGCUGCAAUUGCAGGACGGUGGCUGCCUGGGCUCGGAGCGUCCAUUUUGGAGACUCUUCGAGGACCCCGUGGCAUUUUUCGAGCUGUUUUGUAUCGCCUUUCGCGUAUUCGACACGUCUUGGAAGAAUCGUGUCAACCAUGCGUCCGACAUCAACUCCCAUCUUAGCUACGCGGGUGAGUUUGCUCGAAAUCUGCUUUACCAGGGCCCCGAUAGUGUGGCGAAUCUCAUUGAGUACUCGUACCAGCUACAAGACCGUUAA